AUGGGGUUCUUCAACCUCUUCUCCUACUGGUCCCCGCCCACGAACAAUAACAACUCUACCAACACCCACAGUCCUGACAAGUACGAGGCAGGUCGGCAGUCAUGGACGUUUAUACAAGAUGACGGAAUCGAAAUUGCUACUCAGAAGACGACCCCAUCGCCUACGAUGGAUGCAGCCUUCAAGGACUUGAUCUACGCCGAUAAACCCGUUUCCCCAGAAGCCAUCGAGCAAGAUCUCCAGAGAGACUCAAAGCUAUCAUGGAGAGGGUCAAUGAGGUUGAGUGGGAUCAAGACGCUUCUUCGCCCGCGCAGGCAUCGUCAUUCUGGCUCGGAGGCAUUGAGUGAAUCGGACAGAUUUGAUUCUACUAUUGAACAGCCAAUGCAACGCAAUAGUCUGGGCGUCUUCACCCGUUUUCCGGAUACUAUUGGCAAUAAGCGUGUCGAUUCUGACGAGACACCCACGCAAGGGUUUAGCAGCCAGCUUGCGAUCCCCGAGCAACGGAAAGUUAGUGACAAAACCGUGGAAACCAUGGCGUCAUUCGAAUCAGAGGAAACGACUUCAACUGUCUGCCGUCACCCGUCAAAAUGCCCGGCAGCCCAGGCCAUCCUAGAGAACAGAGGAUAUGUCUAUGAGAACCCGUUUGGCGAUUUCCGGCAAUUAUCCGGAUCCAGCAACCUGUCCACCGAUGCCAACACAUGCUCUGCGAGGCCGUCGAUCUCGGAAUACGGAGACGACAAUCUUUGGGCGGACCAUGGGCUUCGCUGCAGCAAACGUCGAGCCGGUAACCUACCACGAAGGAGUUCCAUUUUCAGGGACAUCUCGAACAUAUCCAAUGAAAGCACUUGGUCUGCCCAUAUCGAUCAACAGAAGACCGUUGAAGCGUUCAAUGAUAUGGCUGGCCAACUGUGCUUGCGUCCUGUGACGUUUGGCGAGGAAGCUCAUGCAGGUAAAGCCAAGAAACCCGAUUUCAGCGCCGCAGACAAGCUACAUAAACGAGAUAAGAUACUUGGCCGAAUACGAAGCAUGCGCUCCAAUAUCCAGAUGAGGUCUCAGUCCAUACCACCAGAAACGGAGCAGCGAGGAGUGCGUCGAAUGAAGACGUUCGCUAAUCUGUCCUCUCGUCCUGAUUCAUUCACCGCGCUGAAGGGCAAGUCGCUUGAGACACUCGCACGGUUAGGAGGUUAUAGUUAUCUCAAGCCCCAGGCGGACUUUGCCCCUGCUGUACUCAAGCUCCCUGUAUGUCUUGCAGCGACUGCGACUUAUUUGCAACGUUACGGCCACGAGGUAGAGAACCUCUUUUUCGACCCUGGAGACCUGAAGACUGCAUCCCGCAUAUACGAGCAUUUUGCAAACCAGGUUCUGUCGGCAGAACGAGAAGAAGACAAGAUCCAGACGACCAUGCGCAGUAACCAGAUGCCCGCGGAUAUAAUCGAGCCAUUGCAGCGAGAUACGACUCCUAAGCAGCCGCCACCAUACGUUCUCAGUGUGGCUUGGGUCUUCAAAGCCUUGCUAGCGGGUAUCCCUGAUGGAAUUCUAGGAUCCAAGGAGCUCUAUCAGGUUUUGGUGGACAUCUCGUACGGACGUCAACCGUACAUAUUCAGCAAGCGGAAAUCAAAGAACCAAUCAAAAGCACCACCAGAAGCAGAAGUGGAUCGGCAGUCGAAAUCGGAGACAGGAUCGCAAUCGAAACAGCAGCUAGUAUCGCCGUCAGAGCCGCAGGUCAAAGCGCAGAAGCGACCGGAUGAUUGCUUGGAGGGGCUGACGCCAUGGGAACACACUCAGACCAAGGCGAUCGCGCUGGCGAUCCUGUCAUUGACGAACAAGAUGCAUCUUGAACUCAUCUGUGCGGUGUUUGGGUUGUGCGAGGUACUUCUCCAUGAGGUGCAGCGACAUAUUGAGGAUCAGUGGGUGCGUAACAUCCCGAGAAAAGAGCGACUUCGACCUAGUUGGGCAGCGGGCCUCUUGGAUGUGGAUCGGUUAAGUCGGACUUUGGGACCUUUGCUGACCAACCGGAUAUCUCAUGGAGACGAAAAGCUCUGUUCCGAAUAUCGAAUGGUACCAAGUGCGUUGCAGGAAGAGCGGGUGGUGAGGAUGCUGUUGGAGCAUUGGCGCGGCGUGAGUCGCCAGUUGCGAUGGUGGGAACACUGCGGAUGCCCUCCAGAGCGGGUGAUUUUGCCGCCGGAAGAGGAGGAGCAGAGCAUGAAUCAGGACGAACAACAAGAGAUGCAAAUCGAAAUCGAAGGGGUGGAAGAGGAACGUCGUGCGGAAAAAGGGACCUCUGGUCUUUAA
Aspergillus chevalieri is the source of this 2289-nucleotide messenger RNA. RefSeq lists its product as uncharacterized. The record is from RefSeq and is a predicted model, not a curated record. The transcript has 3 exons. Lineage: Eukaryota; Fungi; Ascomycota; Eurotiomycetes; Eurotiales; Aspergillaceae. Bases 1 to 2289 code for a protein of 762 amino acids.